This is a messenger RNA of Amblyraja radiata (thorny skate), 1913 nucleotides long. RefSeq names its product HCLS1 binding protein 3 (gene hs1bp3). Gene Ontology annotation, molecular function: phosphatidylinositol binding. NCBI's taxonomy places the organism in Eukaryota, Metazoa, Chordata, Chondrichthyes, Rajiformes, Rajidae. The transcript has 7 exons. The record is from RefSeq and is a predicted model, not a curated record. The coding region runs from base 131 to 1354 and encodes 407 amino acids.
CGCUCGCCUCGUCCCGUGACUCACACAGGCUGUGGAGCAACUGCAGAACCUAUUCUAGCGCCGCCCGUCUCCGGCAGUUACAUUACCCCCCCCCCCCCCCUCUCUCUCUCGUCUCCAGUUCACCGCUAACAUGUCAGAAGGGUUGAUCACAUCCAGAACAAUCCAGAAUGUGGCUACUGGAAUAGACCUGUCGGUCCCGGACUAUCAUGAGAUCCAUGGAAAAAUGAUGUCUGGCCAUGUUGAGUAUCAGAUUGUUGUGGCCACUCAUCUGGCCUCCUUCAAGUCCGCAAAGCACAAGACUAAAGAUGUUGUUCAGUUUGUGGUAUCCAAGAAGUACAGUGACAUUGAUGACAUGUGUCAGAAGUUGAGAACACAAUACCCAAAGGCAAAAAUACCGUCCAUGCCCAGAAAAGUUUUAUUCGUAGCGGAGACUGAUAUAAAGGAACGGAGAGUUAUUUUUGAUGAAAUCUUCAGAAGUAUAGCCAAAGACACAACCUUAGCAUCAAGUCUGGCGUUGUUGGAGUUUUUAGGAGCAAAAACUAAAGACCUUGGUGAUACAGAAUUAAAACCUGAAAGUGCUGCAGAUCAGUUGCAAGUAGAGGAAGGGGACUCGGAAGAUUUCUUUCAUCAAGAAACACCUAAGAGCACAGAGAUAUUGACAUCUACAAAAAGCACUCCGCCAAGUGUGGAGGAAUAUGAAGAAAUAUCUGAUCCUCUGGGUGUUACUAGCUAUAAAAAGAAGUCUGCAAGAAGCACUGAGUCUACUAAGCAGCAGACAAAACACAAGUUUACUCUUUUUGAUGACGAAGUAGAUGCUGAUGCUGGGCUCUUUCAACCAGUUAAAGGUUCCACCACAACAGCCACAACAAAAUCCACUUUCAAGGAAGCUGACUUUAGGUUGUUUGAGGACCCAGAUUUGGGCGGAACUGUCCAAACCAAUGAUCCUUUAUUACUUCCAUGUCCUGGUGAGCUUAAAGGCAGCACUGUGAAUGUAAACCUUGAUGAGGACACUGAAGAAUUGUUGAGAGUUGAAGAUGACUUGGAUAAAUUACUGAAGCCGAGGGCCAGUAAUGAAACAAAAGCAACUGUGCCAACCAAGCCAACUGUGCCAACCAAGCCAACUGUGCCAACCAAACCGGCCAUGGCAAAGAAGCCGGCUGGACCAACCAAGCCAGCUGUGCCAACCAAGCCAGCUGUGUUCAAGAAGCCCGCCUGCCCCUCUGAAAUGAGAAACAAUCUUGCAACAGAAGCUAGUUCCUCCAGAAGCACUGUGGCUGCCAUGAAUGAACUGGAUAUUCUGAAAUACAUUCAAGAGAAUGAGACAUCAACUACAGACACACUAGAUCUGUUUUGAACACAUUUUCUUUUGCCAAUGUAUAAAUCAAUUUCUGGAACAAUCUUUGGUUAUCUCCAUAAAAAUACAUUAAAAGUACUUUCAAUUAUGUUUUCAUUGAUGCAUUUAUGGACAUGAAUGAAAGAAAUGUAAUUGAAAAUUCUAUUUAUUUCUAUUUGAGGUAGAUAUCCUGUAUCAGCCAAAGCCUCUUUCUUAAUCAACAGAAUAGAAGGGAUAUUUUGAUUCUGCAUUUAUGGUGAGGAAGUGAACCUACCAAGUACAUGUGUCAGAAAAUCACAAUCAUCAUAUCUGCAUUUUUCUGUUAGUCUACAGACAGGGUUGGUGAGUGCUGGAAAAAUAUAACACUGUUUAAAUGGACCAUAAAUGUAAUUGGGAUACAAGGAAGGGCAGAACUGGAUUGUAAAUCAAAAGAAAACAAAUUGUGUACUUGAUUCAGCAAUGUCAGUGUGUCAGGAUGUCAGGAUGCAUAUGGAAUUCAUCCAAUUCAUCCGCAUUUAUUAUUUGCAAGUAGGGAUUUCCUAAUGCCAGAUAAAUAAAUUCCUUUCACUUAUUCCAACCA